Messenger RNA from Leptopilina boulardi, 806 nucleotides. It is a transcript of the gene mRpL30, whose product is annotated as 39S ribosomal protein L30, mitochondrial. The record is from RefSeq and is a predicted model, not a curated record. Gene Ontology annotation, cellular component: large ribosomal subunit; mitochondrion. Gene Ontology annotation, molecular function: structural constituent of ribosome. Gene Ontology annotation, biological process: translation. Bases 149 to 733 code for a protein of 194 amino acids. Lineage: Eukaryota; Metazoa; Arthropoda; Insecta; Hymenoptera; Figitidae. The transcript has 4 exons.
GCGCGCAUGCGUAUUGUGACAACAACAAUGCGGUUGACAUAACCUCAAAAUGGUAUAAUCACGAAAUGAAUUGAAUUAAAUAAAUAAGUAAUUAAAGAAUAAUAAAAAAGGAUUUUAAUUAACAAUUAUUGAAAUUUAUCAAUAAAAAAUGGAUAAAUUAUAUAAAUAUUCUAAACAUACGUAUAAAUAUAACAUAAAGUCAAAGUAUGGUUCCAAAGGUGUCAAAAAAAUCUGGCAAAAAGAUGCUGUACAAUACAACAAAGUUACAUACUAUCCACGUGUACUUGAUCAUCAAGAUCCUCCAAUAAAGCCAUCAAAAUUAUUAAUGAUAGAAAAAGUGAAACCUUAUAAAGGACAGCCAUACUGGGACAAAAGAAUUCUUGAUGAUUUAAAGUUUGGCCAAUUUUACAAUGAAAAAAUUGCAAUUAUGAAGAAUACACCGGACACAUGUCAAUUAUUGAUGAAAAUUAAACAUCUAAUUAAAGUAACACCAAUAGAAUUGCCAGAAAAAUUACCAAAUGAUCUUUUAACAAAUAAAGAAACUUAUCUACAUGAAAAUGGAAAAUUACUAAUCUUUCCAAGAAUGGAUCAAAAUCGUUUAGAUGCAUUUGAUAAUUUUAAAACAAAUGUCAAGAGAUUUGAUUUAAAAACAAUGAAAAAAUAUUUACGAUUAAAAUGGCUAAAUCCAAUUGAAGCACAUGGUUCGGUUUAUAAUAAUAAUAGUGAUAAUUAGAAAAUAAAAGAAAAUUGUAGAGAAAAAUUUACAUUUCAUAUUUAAUAAAAAAUUGUUUUGUAAGUUAAAUAAA